CACCACAUGUUUACCUCAAGUAGCAACAGGUACUGUAUAUAAAAACGGACAACAUCGAUGGACACUGCACACGACAUCAAUCCGCCGGUCAAACCAAACGGUCCGUAAAAUCAGCCCACAUAUUCUGCACAAAGAGAUGUUUGCUGUGGUGGUAUCCAUUCACGCCAUGCUACUGGUUCUAUCCGUAGCUGGGCUGCCCGCCCAUCACCAAGUGGAGGCCCGUCAAAGUUCAGAUGGUUGCGGACCAAAUCCAUUGGUAGCCGUCAUCUCUUACGCCCGUGAAUUUGCCGAUUUCAGUCCUUAUCAAUUGAUGCGUUUCAUUGAAUCGGACACGAAGGCCGGCAGUCAACUGCGAUCCUUACUCCGAACGUAUGACGAUUGUGUUCGAACGGGAGACGGUGCUCGAUACAAGAAAAGUUCUAGUGUGGCUGAUAUGAUGUUUAAUGACGACGCUGACUUGGUUAGCGAUCCAAACAAACCUGUUCCCCGGAUGAUUGGAGUCAAUAAACAACGUUCACUCCAACAAGCCAACCAGUCAUUGCUGAGAGCUUUGGCCAGCCACAGACUGUUGUAAAAGUCAUGGACGUCCUUACCGAACGAGUCGUGCCGAUUAAAAUUCCUGUUGCAUGUCUUCACGCAGUCACAAGUCCUCACGCAGCAUUCCAUUGUAGUCACACAAAAAAGGAACAAUAUGUAUAAAUAUACAUCCAUGUAGCAUUCGA
This is a messenger RNA of Daphnia magna, 722 nucleotides long. RefSeq lists its product as uncharacterized. The coding region runs from base 137 to 574 and encodes 145 amino acids. Lineage: Eukaryota; Metazoa; Arthropoda; Branchiopoda; Diplostraca; Daphniidae. The record is from RefSeq and is a predicted model, not a curated record. The transcript has 3 exons.